AGUGCAUUACCGCCACCUUUUGAGUUGGAGUAUGCAAUAUAAUGGCAAUUUCUGGGAGGGUGAGUUCUUUAGCUAAUUUCCCCUAAACGCGUUUACCAUUCAUUUCAAUGGUAGUCCCUAAUCCGAUACGGAUGUAACCAUACUUUUCGCCGCUAGUAUGCGCCGGCGCGCGGUUUCUGCUUUUACCGGACGUGACGUCCCUAUUCUUAGAUACUGCAAAGUGAGCGGUAGCGAGAGAAGCGCAACGAGGAGGCGAUCUGAUCGAGAACAAACGGUGAAAUGCAGAAAAGAAACAUGCUUUUCACUGGGAGAGUCAAUGUGGUGUUUAGAAAGGGACCACAUGGCUACCUGCGUCAAGAUCCCUCAGAUGCAGCCAAGCAUCAGACCGGUGCAGACCUGUCCUGCAAGGAUGAAGGAGGAGCUGGUCAGACAGAAUGCCCUGACUGUCGUCCAUCAGAGAGGAGAGGACGCAACAGAGGACAAGGAACUGCUGGGAGAAUACAUUUUCCAAUUUGGCAAAUAUAAAAGCAAGUUUUUUCGCUGGCUCCUUGAAAAUGACAUGAGUUACACCAUCUACCUCAUCAAAAACCAGCGUAAAGAAGAAGCGGCAGGUGUCUUCAAGGCAGAGGGCCACAACAAGGACAGUCUCAUGUCGUUCCUGAGAUAUGCCCCCAGCUUCAGGGAAAAACAGGAUCUUCUGAGCUUUGAAGCUAAAAAGACAGUCCCAUUAGAAGGCGUGCCGGAGGACGACCAGCUCGUUGGUUUUGGUUCCCGUGGGGACCAGACCUGGAGACAGAUGUGGGACAGCAGGAAUGAUGGCUAUACAGCCUUCAUCCUGAAGAAAAGCUGUGUUCAAGGCUCGAGAAUGCAUAAACUCCAGCAAUACCUGCAGAACAAGCAAAGCUGUGCCUCCGUGGAGACUCCUUCCCCACGUCCUUCCCAGAAAGCCAUGCAGAUGGAUGAAAAUACAGAGCUGGAGGCGGCUAUGCUCUGUAUUUCACCUCCCAGACAGGAUUCCCAGAAUGUCGUUGAUGCUGCUGCACCUCCAGCCUUUGGACGAUCAUGUAAAGAAGGUUCUACAUAUGAUACACCCAACUGCCAGCUGUGGAAUAAUGAACUGCUCUCCCAGCUCUGGGACAAUGAAGUCUACCGAACCAAAGCAUGCCUCUAAUGUUCAAGUUGACCACAUUCUGGUCUUGUUUGUUCGCUGCUGUUCUGUUUUCUUGUUGCAGUGUUUGUGUUGCAUAGCCUAAAUGAUGUAACUUGAUCUCCAAGUAUACUGACAUUAUGAUCUCCCCUCUGCCUCAGAGUGUGGAAGAACAGCAGGAGGAGGGUCCGUCCCAUUCUGCUGCACAGAUGCACACAGUUCAGUGAUGUUCAGUAAAUGCCCAAGUUCAAUUAUGUAAGAGUAAUAAGGAACUAUAUCAUGUAACUCUAAAUCUUCUGUAUGUCCAGUCACCAGUUAAGGAGUUGUAUAAACUACAUCUUAUCAAGAAAAUAGAAAGAAAAUAACAAGUAAAUGUUAUAUUUGACCCACCAGAUUGAAAAGACAGAUCUAAAAAAAAUUAUAAUGAAAACUGAAAUUCUCAAACAAAAGCUGGAGGUGAGUGUAUAGUUAGAAGUGAAUUGUAUGAAUUAUUGGAAGAAUUCUAAAAUCUAACAAUUGCCUUUGUAUUUGUAGGAAAUGAAGAAAACCAAAUCAAUGAC
This is a messenger RNA of Betta splendens (Siamese fighting fish), 1707 nucleotides long. RefSeq lists its product as uncharacterized. The record is from RefSeq and is a predicted model, not a curated record. Bases 158 to 1171 code for a protein of 337 amino acids. NCBI's taxonomy places the organism in Eukaryota, Metazoa, Chordata, Actinopteri, Anabantiformes, Osphronemidae. The transcript is spliced from 4 exons.